AUGGGUCUCUGGGAUUCUUUUCUCAACUGGCUCCGAAGUUUAUAUUUUAAGCAGGAGAUGGAACUGUCUCUGGUAGGCCUUCAGAAUGCAGGGAAGACAUCACUUGUCAAUGCAAUUGCUACAGGGGGAUACAGUGAGGACAUGAUUCCAACUAUAGGGUUCAACAUGAGGAAAGUGAAAAAGGGAAAUGUGACAAUAAAGCUUUGGGACCUUGGAGGGCAGAGGAGAUUCCGAACAAUGUGGGAGCGUUACUGUCGGGGUGUCUCUGCCAUACUGUAUGUGGUAGAUGCUGCUGAUAGGGACAGCAUUCCGAUAUCUAAAAGUGAGUUACAUGACCUCCUCAUGAGACCUUCUUUGAUUGGGAUUCCUUUGCUUGUUCUUGGCAACAAAAUUGACAAGUCAGAGGCACUAUCUAACCAAGCGUUAGUAGAUAAACUAGGACUCGAAUCCAUCAAAGACAGAGAAGUCUGCUGCUACAUGAUUUCAUGUAAGGAUUCCACAAACAUCGAUGUUGUCAUUAACUGGCUUAUCAAACACUCCAGAACUGUAAAAUGAUUCCUGUUUUUUUUGUUUUUUGGUGUCAUUAAGAAUUUGG
This is a messenger RNA of Neltuma alba, 595 nucleotides long. Its product is annotated as ADP-ribosylation factor-like protein 8c. The transcript has 6 exons. Gene Ontology annotation, molecular function: GTP binding; GTPase activity. The coding region runs from base 1 to 555 and encodes 184 amino acids. Gene Ontology annotation, biological process: protein transport. The record is from RefSeq and is a predicted model, not a curated record. NCBI's taxonomy places the organism in Eukaryota, Viridiplantae, Streptophyta, Magnoliopsida, Fabales, Fabaceae.